Molecule: messenger RNA, 2209 nt
Organism: Notolabrus celidotus (New Zealand spotty)
Lineage: Eukaryota; Metazoa; Chordata; Actinopteri; Labriformes; Labridae
Gene: syt10
Product: synaptotagmin X
Exons: 8
Coding region: 398-2080 (560 amino acids)
Biological process (GO): regulation of calcium ion-dependent exocytosis; calcium-ion regulated exocytosis; cellular response to calcium ion
Cellular component (GO): membrane
Molecular function (GO): syntaxin binding; calcium ion binding; calcium-dependent phospholipid binding
Source: RefSeq, a predicted model, not a curated record
GGAGUGCAGUCAGUAAAGCAGCAUGUGCUGAACGAGAGGCGGAGACACACACACACACACCCAAACACACACACACACACACACACACACACACACGGGGAACUCUCUCGAUGCUACGAGAAAAAGUAACUCCGUGCCUGCCACCAACUGACAGUUCACACCAACUGACAGUUCACACCAGCAACCUGAUGCGCAUCACUGUUGGACACAUCGAGGGUUGGACUCCAUCUCUCCACAGCAGCAGCAGCAGCGCGCGCGUCUCACCAGAAUAGUCCAUCCUCGUUGCGCGCUCGUUAUGGAUCAGGACCAUCAGGACCAUCAGGACCAUCAGGACGCAGCGCGCCUCUCUCCCGCGGACAGGCUGCACUCCGAGGAGCAGGACUAACCAGGUGCACAGAUGAACCGCCGCCCUCCUGGCUCCUCCGGCGUGCAAUGGCUUAACAGGAGAGACAUGAGUGUCCGGACGGAGGACAGCAUCACCUUGUGCCAAAGGGCUCUCCAGAUCAUCACGGAGCUUUGUCUCACGGGACACGUGGACAGGGAGAAAUGUGCGGAUAUAUUUCCACUGGAUAACUCCAUACAAGGUAAAGGACACGCAGACAUCUCUAUUAGUCUCCUAGCUGUGGUCGUGGGUUUCUGUGGCCUCGCCCUGUUGGUAGUCUCUCUCUUUGUCUUUUGGAAGCUGUGCUGGCCACUUUGGAGGAGCAAGACUCUGACAGCCCACGCUGAAAAUGGCCUCCGAGUGGGUUUCCCCGAGGCCCCGCAGCCAAACUCGUCUCUGGCUAACGAGUGUAAAGCAGCGGAGGCGGAGAAGAAGUACCCUCUGGAGGUGAAGAUGAACGGGCGGAGCACUGUGAAGCUCCUGGAGGCGGCCAUGAAGAUCAGCCAGACGUCUCCAGACAUCCCUGCGGAGGUCCAAACGGCCCUGAGGGAGAAGCUCAGCCAGCAGGCGAAGAUCCAGAGGCAGACCACUGAGCCAACCUCCUCCUCAAGGCACAACUCAUUCCGGCGCCACCUGCCCCGUCAGAUGAAUGUUACCAGCUUUGACUUCAGCAUGGACAAAGUGCCUCUCCGCCAGUCCUCCACCGUGAGCAUCGGAAGAAUAAAACCAGAACUCUACAAGCAGAGGUCUGUGGACUCAGAGGGCGAGGUCAGAGAACCCGUAGAGACUUGUGGAAAGCUCAGCUUCUCGCUGCGGUACGACUACGAGGAGCAGUCGCUGGUGGUGAGAAUCCUCAAGGCCUUGGACCUACCUGCCAAAGACUUCACGGGCACCUCCGACCCGUACGUGAAGAUCUACCUGCUGCCAGAGAGGAAGAAGAAGUUCCAGACACGAGUCCACCGUAAGAACCUGAACCCCGUGUUCGACGAGGCUUUCUGUUUCCCCGUGGCGUACGAUGAGGUGUGCAACAGGAAGCUGCACUUCAGCGUGUACGACUUCGACCGCUUCACCAGCCACGAUAUGAUUGGCGAGGUGGUGGUGGACAACCUCUUUGAACUCUCAGAUCUUUCCAGGGAGGCGGUGGUGUGGAAGGACAUUCAUGCUGCAACCACGGAGAGUGUUGACCUGGGUGAGAUCAUGUACUCGUUGUGCUACCUCCCCACAGCCGGGAGAAUGACCCUAACAGUCAUCAAAUGCAGAAACCUCAAAGCCAUGGACAUCACAGGAGCUUCAGAUCCGUACGUGAAGGUCUACCUGAUAUGUGAUGGACGGAGGUUAAAGAAGCGGAAAACAACCACCAAGAAAAGCACGCUGAACCCCGUGUACAACGAGGCCAUCAUCUUCGACAUUCCCCCGGAGAACGUGGAGCAAGUCAGUCUGUCCAUCAUGGUGAUGGAUUACGAUCGGGUCGGACACAAUGAGGUGAUUGGUGUGUGUCGCACCGGCCCAGAUGCAGAGGGUCUUGGACGAGAUCACUGGAAUGAAAUGUUGGCUUAUCCACGGAAACCCAUCACGCACUGGCACGCUCUGGGAGAGGAAAAUACAGGUGAUUACCCAUUUUCAGAGUGGCCGGGAAGAGCAGCAAGCUUUGAGAGUCAAGGUUCGUGUCCUUCGCCAAAACCUCCUCAGACGCCGUAAUGACCCCGGGUCGAGACAACGCCACCUCUGUAAGAAACAAGACGUCUGUUCAGAGUUUCUACGAAGCUGUGUCGCCUCAGAGUCUCCUUGUUAGCAUGUUGAACUUCAUUUCUUAUGUUGAUAUGUUUA